Molecule: messenger RNA, 2848 nt
Organism: Vigna umbellata (rice bean)
Lineage: Eukaryota; Viridiplantae; Streptophyta; Magnoliopsida; Fabales; Fabaceae
Product: ATP-dependent zinc metalloprotease FTSH 9, chloroplastic-like
Biological process (GO): proteolysis
Cellular component (GO): chloroplast thylakoid membrane
Molecular function (GO): ATP binding; ATP-dependent peptidase activity; metalloendopeptidase activity
Source: RefSeq, a predicted model, not a curated record
UCUUUCUUCUUUCUUCUUUCGCCUUCCCACCAUUGUUGCAACUCUGCAAACUCCAAUACCCACGUUUUAAGUUCCAAUAUUUCGUAUUCGGGUCUCUCUUACUCACUUCGAAUGUUACCUUUAGAUUAUCAUUAUCACUAUUUCUCAGCUUUAACCCACACGAAAUUUAAACCCUACCAACCAUUUUCCCGCGCAAGUUCUAGGGUUUCUCUUCCCUCCCUCUACGACACCCUCCAUCGUUUCCGAUGCCCAAUUUUUCCCGACGGUCCUCUUAGGUACGGAUUGUGGGGUCACCACCGAUCAUCAUGGGCGUGUCGUUCUGCCGGAGAACCAGAUUCUGCGGCCGAUUCCGGCGAGGAGAAGACCGAGGAAGACGAUGCCGGUUCGAACCGGCGGAAGGACGGGUGGUGGUCGCGGUGGCGCCGGUUGCGGUGGCGGUGGCAGCCACUGAUUCAGGUUCAGGAAAUUGGGAUUCUGCUUUUGCAAAUAGGGAUUGGGUUCUUCGUCAUGCGGUUGUUACGACCCGGAACCCCACUGCCCGGGUCGGACCCGAAGGCUCCGACGGUGUUUGUGAGUGUGCCUUAUAGCGAGUUUUUGAGUAAGAUCAAUAGUGACCAGGUGCAGAAAGUGGAGGUGGAUGGGGUCCACAUCAUGUUCAAGUUGAAGGCUGGCGUUGGAACAAGCCAGGAUGGUGGUGGGGACGAUGUUGCAGGGAAUGGUGGUAGUAGUAGUAGUAAUAUUAUUAGGAUGCAAGAAUCAGAAUCCUUGGUGAAGAGUGUUGCGCCAACUAAGAGGAUAGUUUACACUACCACAAGGCCAAGUGAUAUUAGAACUCCCUAUGAAAAGAUGCUGGACAAUAAGGUGGAGUUUGGGUCCCCGGAUAAGCGAUCUGGUGGAUUCUUUAACUCUGCACUGAUAGCCUUGUUUUAUGCUGCUGUGCUUGCUGGGCUUCUCCAUAGAGUCCCUGGAAGCUUUUCUCAGCAUACAGCUGGUCAGAUUCGGAACCGCAAAUCAGGCACUUCUGCUGGUAGGAAGUCAUCUGAUCAAGGAGAAACAGUAACUUUUGCUGAUAUUGCUGGUGUUGAUGAAGCUAAAGAGGAGUUAGAAGAGAUUGUGGAAUUUCUUCGAAAUCCAGACAGAUACGUAAGGCUUGGUGCUCGCCCACCUCGUGGUGUUCUUUUGGUGGGUCUUCCUGGCACAGGUAAGACUUUACUUGCAAAGGCUGUGGCUGGGGAAGCUGAUGUGCCAUUUAUAAGUUGUUCUGCUAGUGAGUUCGUAGAAUUGUAUGUUGGUAUGGGUGCCUCCCGUGUUAGAGAUCUAUUUGCAAGGGCAAAAAGGGAGGCUCCCGCCAUAAUCUUUAUUGAUGAGAUAGAUGCUGUUGCUAAAAGUCGUGAUGGAAAAUUUCGCAUGGUCAGCAAUGAUGAACGGGAGCAAACCUUGAAUCAGUUGCUCACUGAGAUGGACGGGUUUGAUAGCAGUUCUGCAGUGAUUGUUCUUGGAGCUACUAAUAGGUCAGAUGUCUUGGACCCCGCACUUCGACGGCCAGGAAGAUUUGAUCGCGUCGUUAUGGUAGAAACACCCGAUAGGAUUGGAAGAGAAGCCAUCCUAAAAGUUCACGUUUCCAAGAAGGAACUUCCUUUAGCCAAGGAUGUUGACCUUGGUGACAUUGCUUGUAUGACCACUGGUUUUACUGGAGCUGAUCUUGCAAACCUUGUAAAUGAGGCGGCUCUACUUGCGGGAAGACAAAAUAAAACUGUGGUGGAAAAACUUGAUUUCAUCCAAGCUGUAGAAAGAUCUAUAGCUGGCAUAGAGAAGAAGACUGCCAAGUUGCAAGGAAGCGAGAAGGCUGUAGUUGCACGACAUGAGGCUGGUCAUGCUGUAGUAGGUACUGCAGUUGCAAAGCUUCUUCCUGGACAACCACGUGUUGAGAAGCUAAGUAUAUUGCCAAGGUCAGGAGGGGCUUUGGGAUUUACUUAUAUUCCUCCAACAACCGAGGAUAGAUACUUGCUAUUUGUUGAUGAGUUGCAUGGUCGCCUGGUUACCCUUCUUGGAGGACGUGCUGCUGAAGAAAUUGCUUUUUCUGGUCGAGUAUCAACAGGAGCACUUGAUGACAUACGACGGGCAACUGACAUGGCAUACAAGGCUAUAGCUGAAUAUGGUCUUAAUCAGACCAUAGGCCCUGUUUCAAUAGCCACACUUUCUAGUGGUGGAGUUGAUGAGUUUGGGGGAGCAGUUCCUUGGGGAAGGGAUCAGGGACAUCUUGUUGAUCUUGUUCAAAAAGAGGUGCAAACAUUACUGCAGUCUGCACUGGCUGUAGCACUAUCCAUUAUCCGAGCAAAUCCAACUGUUUUGGAGGGUCUUGGUGCUGAUUUGGAAGAAAAGGAGAAAGUUGAGGGUGAAGAGCUACAAAAGUGGUUAAGAAUGGUGGUAGCACCAACAGAGCUUGCCACCUUUGUCAAAGGUGCACAACAACCUCUUCUCCCAUCGUAAGACAUACCUGAUAGUCAAGAUCUGUCUGUUAUAACUUAUGUGGACUGUAACUUGGGAUAUGAGUUGACAUCAUUUCCCUGAAGACAGUGAAGUUAUAUCUCAAAUAGCAUGAAUUCACCAUUACAACUAUGUACAGUUCUGUAAGGUGAAUUUUUGGCAUCGUUUUUAACAAGUAGCCAGCCUGUUGUUUGUGUUAUAAUUCACUCUCCAAAGCCAUGGGAAAUGGAAAGGUGCAAAAUUUACUCAUUAAUUGGUGUCCCUUUAUUACAUAAAUGUUGUUAGCUGAAUUUUGUUUUUACACUGACAAUUAUUGUGGUCACAUGUGAUUGCCUGCAAAUGUAAUUAUUUCUGUACAGUU